AUGGAUUUAGUCAACGAGUGUUGGACAAUGGAUGUUGAGAAACGUUGCGAUUUCCAGUAUAUAAUGAAAAAGCUUGCAAUUCUUCGAAUCAUCUAUGUGUCUCCAGAGCUGAACCAUAUGACAAUAGCCAAGUUGAAAAAUGUAAAAAUAUUGAGCGAAAAAGAUGCGGAAUUACAGGAAGCUAGAAAUGAGAAUGAAAAAGAAAUGUUGUCAUCAAAAUCCACAAAUUCACGAAGUCCAGUUGCCGCGAGCAAUGAGAAUCGAACACACCUUCCCAGUAAUGUUGCAUUCGGUCCGAAGGUUGGAAGCAGAGCAAGAAAUGAGCUAGCAGAGCGAAAACGGAGGGAAAGACAAGCUGAAGUAUUAAGUCAAAAUAUUUUGGGACAUAUCGAAGAAGAAAUGAAAAAGAUUUUACGUACCAAAUAUUCGAAAAGUGGUUCUAGGAGAGCUUUUGAUCAAGCAAGAAAAGGAACCAAAGAAGAACGCAAGAAGUCCAACAGAGAUAUUAGAACAGAGAACACAAAGUCUGUUUUUGAAGAAGAACGAGCAAGUGAAAGUGAAAACAAAACGUGGGAAGGUAAUGGCUUACAUUCAGAGAACAUCCCAAGGAGCAGCUUAAUGAAAGUGAAGAAAAGACAGAUUUCAAAAAAACGCAAAGGAAAAAGUAAAUGUCAAACAACUGAAUUAAGGCCAUUUCAAGAUAGCACGAAAUGCUAUGAAAUGACUUAUGUGAAAAAACCUACAAAAAUACCAAAAACAGAUAAUGAAAAUCAACAACAGAAGCAGAUUUACUCAAAAGACUCUCUUGAAAUGGAAAGUCAGAAGAAGAAAAAACUGAGAAGUUUGCGGAACUUAACAAAAAAUCGACAUGAGAUGUUACGUGCUGCAACAGUAGAGCAAACAAGCGAAAAACACAUUUGCUCUGUUGCAGUGGAUGACUUCCAAGAGAGACAAAAUAGUAAGCAAAGUUCAGUAAAAUCUCCAUCGGAAGUAGCACAUAACAGACAAAGAAUACGGAAGAGUCGACGGAAUUUCUCGAGAGGACAUAAAAAAAAUGCAAGUAGUUCUACGGGAUCACCAAAAAGUCAGCAAGCUAAUCAUAAAACAUCUGCUAAAAUAACGUUUAGUUCUCACGAAACGCAUAUUCAAGAAGAAACCCAAAAAAAUCAGCAAGCCCCGUCAAAACAGUAUGUGCAACUAGCUGAAAGUUCCAGUCAAUCACAAAAUGUAGAGAAAAUUCCCAUACAAAUAAGAAAAGCGCAAAGUUUGCAAGUACAGCAUAAAAAUCUUCCACAAAAACGUGAUCCAUAUGUAAGAUUAGAGCGAAGUCAAGAUUUUACAAAAAAGCCUCAUAAAAAAGCUAAUUCUUUAAGAGAAGGGCGAAAUUUGCAAGUCGCGUUCAAGAGGUUAAAAAAGGUACACAAUAUCGAAAAAGUGUGCAGUCCAAAAAAUUUUCUGAUUCAAACGAAAAAAGCUAGAGAAAAAGUACCUGGUCUUAGAACAGCUGAAGAGGAUUCGGAAAUUGGAGUUCAGAAAUCUGCGGCAAAAGUAACAAGUUUUAAGAUGGCUAAGAAGGACUCGCAAAAUCAGAAAAAAUCUACGGGAAAGGUUCAAUUAAAACACAUAGUACAAAGUCCCAAAAAAUCUAAAAUAAGUUUGCUAAAUCAAUUCAAAAUAUCUGCGAAUAAAGCAAAACAAUCUAAAGAAAUUGGAGGAAGUUUGCAGGAGGAACUAAAAAAAUAUGCGGGAAAAACACAAAAUUCUCAAAGAGUUAAAGAGAUUGCACAAGAUCGAAUUGAAAAAUCUGCCAAAAAAUCGCAAAUAUCUAAGAAAAGCACAGAAUGUUCACAAUAUCAGCCGGAAAAAUCUUUGGAGAAGACAAAAAAUGCUUUGAAAAUUAAAAGCACGCAAGUUCAAGUUCAGAUGGAAAAGCCAUUAGAGUUGUCAAAGAGUAGUGAAGAAAAACUAAAAACUCAACAAAUGCAACGAACAACAGUACCGGAAAUCAUGAAAAGCCACAAGAAGGAUCUGAAUGACAAAAUACCACAUUUUUCCGAAAUUGAUAGCUGCGAAGAAACUCAAAUGAGCAAUUCACUUCCAUCUGCACAAAUUUCAACACAUAAAAAUGCGGACGGUUUAGAAGGAACUCAGGAAAGUCUGAGGACUUAA
Thelazia callipaeda (thelaziosis nematode) is the source of this 2169-nucleotide messenger RNA. The record is from the annotation of a GenBank genome assembly. Lineage: Eukaryota; Metazoa; Nematoda; Chromadorea; Rhabditida; Thelaziidae.